Molecule: messenger RNA, 534 nt
Organism: Morus notabilis
Lineage: Eukaryota; Viridiplantae; Streptophyta; Magnoliopsida; Rosales; Moraceae
Exons: 1
Source: RefSeq, a predicted model, not a curated record
UGCUCCACUCCCUACGUCAGCGCUCCUUCCAGCCCCGGCCGCUGUACCUCCGGUGCCGCCGCCGGUGGCUUCUUCUACAGCGCUCCGGCGAGCCCAAUGCACUUCGUUCUGACCUCAAACUCCGCCUCCUCUUCCUCCUCCUCCUCCGCCAACGACGCCGUCCCCCUCGGCUUCGAGUUCGAGCUCGGCCCGUCCGGGUCGGGCCCGACCCGGCCCAUGAGCUCCGCUGACGAGCUCUUCCUCAACGGCAAGAUCAGGCCGAUGAAGCUCUCCACCCAUCUCGAAAAGCCGCAGAGCCUCGCUCCAUUGCUGGAUCUCAACGACGACGUAGAAGAAGUUGUGGAGCUUUGUUUCGAAGCCGUUCGAGGAAGAGAUCUGAGGCUCCGAGACAAAUCGCUGCGGCGGAGAACUCGGUCCAUGUCGCCUCUGAGAUGCCCGAGCUCUCCAUUCGAAAAUGACGCGAAAAUAGUAUGUGAUAAUGUGGAGCAGAAGAAGAACGACGAUCACGAAGAAGAAGAAGAAGAAGAAGAAGAA